AUGAGGACCGGUAGCCUCCUCCUCAUCAUUUUCGCCAUUGUUGUCGUGGCUUACCCGUUUGCAACUUCCGCCGAGGAAGAGUGGUAUCCUAUUGGAGACCCCGACAAUGAACCACGCGUCCAAGAGCUCGACGGGUGGGCAGUGGCGGAGCACGUCAAGCAGGCACACGACGGGCUCAAAUUCAUCAAGGUGGUGAGCGGUGCGGAGGCAAAUGCCGCCGGUGUGAAAUAUCGCCUCGACAUCAAAGCAUUGAACAACAACGGCCAACCUAGUGCAUACAGAGCGAUUUUACUCGAGGAGGUCAGGGACAACAAGCGCACCCUCAUCUCCUUCGGACCCGCGAACUAA
This is a messenger RNA of Aegilops tauschii subsp. strangulata, 348 nucleotides long. RefSeq names its product putative cysteine proteinase inhibitor 7. Gene Ontology annotation, molecular function: cysteine-type endopeptidase inhibitor activity. Lineage: Eukaryota; Viridiplantae; Streptophyta; Magnoliopsida; Poales; Poaceae. The record is from RefSeq and is a predicted model, not a curated record.